Molecule: messenger RNA, 512 nt
Organism: Rotaria sp. Silwood1
Lineage: Eukaryota; Metazoa; Rotifera; Eurotatoria; Philodinida; Philodinidae
Source: the annotation of a GenBank genome assembly
CCCACACCCCACACCCACACCCACACCCACUCUGUUUAUAGAUAUAUGCGCCUUUGCCUGCUUAUUUUGAGUUUCCUCUAGAUGGUUUUUCCAUUGUAAAUCUUGUAAUUGUUUUGAGUUAGCGAAACACUAUUAAAUUUGGUUGUGAAUACAAUAGAAUGAACUUAUGUGGAAGUAGACUUCAACAUGGGUGCGAUUAGUCGUUCAUUUCCGAAGUCAACUGCAGCUAUGCUUGAGAAUAGAUGGGUAUGAAAUCUAACAUGUCUUUUGAGAACACUCCACCAAGUUUCCGUUAAUGAAGAAUUCCAGUCUAACGAAGUUUUUAUAGCAAGAUCGGAAAAACAAAGAUAUUAAAUAUAGUUCACAACAAAAUCUGCUCUUUUCAGAAUUUUCUGUCGAGAUUUCUUCUAUUUUUUUCUAAGAGACAUAUACCUAUGCGUAAUGCUUCGCCUCUCUAUCGUUAUGAUGAACCAUGUCCAUCACGUUUAAUUUUCUAUGAUUCUGCCUAUUAG